Molecule: messenger RNA, 4740 nt
Organism: Aureobasidium subglaciale EXF-2481
Lineage: Eukaryota; Fungi; Ascomycota; Dothideomycetes; Dothideales; Saccotheciaceae
Exons: 2
Coding region: 1-4740 (1579 amino acids)
Source: RefSeq, a predicted model, not a curated record
AUGUUGAGUCUUUCGACUCUUCUCACUUCGCUCAUAUGGGCUCUUGCUUUGAGCCAUUUCGUCGAAGCAGCGCCUGCUUCGAAGCCUUCGUGCACUUCCAAUGAUCCUGCUCUUGUCGCAAUCAAGAACGACUUCGGAUCACCCCUGGCUUUCUGUCAGUGGUGGUCCGGGGCAUCAUACAUCCCGUCUAGCCCCAUCGAUGGUGUUGCUACUGCCGAUAUCAGCAGGGCCUGUAAAUGUAUCAACUCAAAUCCCGCGCUUCUUGGUAAAGCCACAACGACCGCGAUGGCCUCGUCGACUGGCGUAAGCAAAGUGCCAAACCUGGAUGCACUUCGAAAGCUGGUCGCUCAGCCUCUUCCUUUCUGCAAGUUCUGGUUCAAUGCUCCUGUGCGAAAGGGUAGUCCAUUCGUCGCACUUCCUGCUCCAGUGGUCUCCCAGGUCUGUAAGGUGGUUACUGCUACCCCCGCACUGGUGACCAGUACUUCGAAGUCUACCAAGGCAGCUUCGACUAGUAAGAAGACACCAUCGUCUUCCUCAUCCACAACCAGAAUCUCAAGCUCGACCAAGGCUCCAUCCUCCUCAGUGGCUACAACUGCGAACGCUGCACCAACUAGCAAGGUCUCCAGCAGCUCCACCAGAUCUACUAUACCUUCAUCCAAGCCUGCUAUCUCCUCUGUCAAAAGUGUAGUUAAGUCAAGCUCAUUGACCUCAUCGUCCUCUUCAUCGACCUUGUCUUUAGCGUCAAGCUCUUCAAGCACUCUGACUUCUGUGGUGAGUGCACUGCCUACGCCGGUUGCGGAAGGUACGGUGUUCACUGCUUCGGAAGUCACAUUGCCGCCAGCGCCUACUGCUAGCUUGGGAGCUAUCGCACCACCUGGACUUGACCUGAACAAUGUCGAGAAUCUGACCCCGGCCCCUCAAGCGGACCUGUACUUUGCUGGCUCUCACAACGACGACAACUCCACUACAUCUGUUGCCAAGGUUGGCGUUGCGUUUCAACAUCCUUCAGUCGUCCUUGACCACACAAGCUAUAUCAAGAGCGUUCAUUGCGACAGUUCGAGCAUUACCAUCGUAUUCAAUGACCUUUCGGCAUAUCAACACUCAAAGACAGAGUGGCAGAUUGAUGGCCACUUGAUUCUGGUCACGUCCGAAGACUCUUGCGGUGCGAACGGAACCAGUACCAUGUUCAUAACUCAAUCAUUCACAUUCGACGCCUCCAAUCUCAUUGCAGUCGGUGCAGGCAAAGAGGCUAAGCUGGCUGACAUCUUUGACACUUUCGACAUGGACUUUGGAACAAUCACAACAUCCAACACUUCUGCUCCAAGCUGUGGUCCUAUGAAUGGCACCACCGAUGGCUUCCCUUCAGCUGCUUGUGGCGAUUCGUUCGACGCGACCAUUGACCAGGAGCUUGGAUACUACAGCGGAGAUGCUUCGGAUGCCGAGUCCGUCCUUGCGGCUAUCGCUCCUACCUCUCAAACAACACUGAGCAAAAGAGGAAAAUCAAAGUCCUCGUUGCUCGGCAGUCUCGUCAGUGGGGCUAAGAAAGUUGCCAGUAGUGCCGUCAAGACUCUCGCUGCACCAGUAGCAAAGGCAGCCGAGAAGCUCUUACCUCCUGCUAUAGUAAAGGCUGGCAAGGACACUCUCAGCACGCUAAAGUCCGCAACUUCUGCUGCCCUGUCGUUCAUCCCCCCUAUCACUCUUUCGAAAUCUCUGACGGUCCCCUUCAACCUGGGUCCCGCCCAGAAUGAUCCCUCGCCCUGGGGUAUGCAGUACAAGUUUUUCGAAUACAGCCCAGAUGCCAAGAAAGAUGCCUCCAUGAUCGCCGCUACGCAAAAGUCGCUCAACAGCAUGUCGAAGUCACUGAAUGGUGUCUCGAAUCCUAGGCCUGGUAUCCAGAUGUUCUGCGUCGAUUGCGGUAUCAAGGGUACAUUCCAGACAGUUGGCACCGUCUCUGCUAGUGCGGCCAAGGGCGUCACUCGUUGUGAUGUCAGCCUGACUGGUAACCUGUAUGCAGGCGUCUUUGUCGGCGUCAACGCAUUCGCAGCUUACGAAAAGAACGUUGACAAGAAUCUACUGAACAAGGGGUUGCCGUCACUGUCCAUACCCGGCGUGGCUGUCAUAGGACCUAAGCUCACAGUGGCUAUCAACAGCAAUCUCAAGGUGCAAGCCGCUGGACAGAUGCUUGUUGGUGCUUCGAUGAACUGGCCCAGCAUCAACGCCAAACUAGAUCUCCUCGACAAAUCCAAGUCGACCCAGAGUGGAUUUACUCCUGAUAUUACGAAAAAGUUUGAUGCUUUUGGAGAUGUUACUGCCUCCGCUAGUCUCUCGCUGCCGGUCACGUUCUUCUUCGGAGUUGACAUUAUGAAUGGCGCAUACACAAAGGGUGUCUCCCUUGUCGAUGUUCCAGCCGUGAGCGCAUCGGCCGAACUCGCCAUUGCUGCAAGCUAUGGUACCGGAGCUGCUAACAGUGUCACCAGUUCUACUGGAUGUUUUGGUAUCAAGUACGGCAUUGAUCUCUCCAACGAUCUAUCAGUCCAUCUCCUGGACGUCAGCACUUUUACUCUAAACUCAUACAAGAAGAACCUAGGUAGUGGAUGUCUCGGACGCGCUGUUCCUACCGUAAAGCGAUCUUCUUCCUCGUCGGCGGCCCCGACUUCCACAGAGGAGUCCACUCCCGAUGCCACUUCAGAUGCCGGCACCUCCACACCGACUGAUGACGCGGGAUCCAGCCCAUCUUCCGGAACUGACAGCGGAGGUAGCGCGUCUACCACCGUAGAUUCGGGAGACUCACCUGCGCCUACCGAUAGUAGUAGCCAGCCCACCACCUCUGACUCCGGACUACCCGAUGCCGGAAGUACUCAAGCUGACAGUGGAAGCGCGCCUACUUCGAGUACUGUUGCAGGUAGCGCACCGACGUCUAAUGCUGGUGCAAAUAGCGCGCAGACAACUUCAAACGUCGUCUCGUCUAAACCUGCAGUCGGAAGCGGUGCUGCAACCACACAGCAGUCAUCAUCUACAACCACAACCACCAAUACUGCACCCACUCCGAGCGCUUUGAAGUGUGGCGACUUCUAUACUGCAGAUGAUGGUACCUACUAUCAGGUACAAUGUGGCUUCGACAUCCCUGGCCACGACAUUCAACAUGUUCCUUACUCCAACUUAUCUUCCUGUAUCGAUGCCUGCGCAGAUUAUGGCUCAGGAUGUGCUGGAGUCAUUUGGGUUCAACGUGGCCAGGAUGCUCAGAACUGUUGGUUCAAGAGCUCGGUAAGCAACAAAGGAAGCAUCCCUUCGGGUCUGACUCUCUUCGCCGCUACCCCUGUCAAGUAUGCUCCAAUGGCUUCUUGCCCAGGUGCAGAUGGUACCACCUUUGUCGACGCCCAGAAUCAGGUCUAUCAGAUCAAGUGCAACACUGACCUUCAAGGCUUCGACCUCGGUGGUCUGACUGGCUACACAAACAUGGAAAGCUGUGUAAACUAUUGUGAUGGCAACAUCGACUGCAUUGGUGUUUCGUAUGCUUACAGCGGCACUUACAAGACACCCCUCUGCUACCCCAAGUAUCAGAUCACAGAUAUGCCGCUCAAUACCACCAGAUUCAGAUACAAGGUCGACUCUGCUGUCAAGAUGAACAGACCAGCCAAGAAGGCUCUUGGCUCUUGUCCUUCCAUUGACGGUUCAACCUUCUACGACAAGGCAGGACUGUACUACUCUAUCAAGUGCGGCCUUGACUACGAAGGCAAUGAUAUCAUCCAAAAAGAUGGCGUCACUACACUCGAGCAGUGUAUCAACGCUUGUGAUGCUACCACUGGAUGUACUGGUGUCGGCUUUGCCCACGAUGGCUACUACGGAAACAACCCUGGUUGUUACCUGAAGAGCGCCCAAUCAAGCAACCCCAUCAACAGUACUACUGAUCUCUCUUACAUUGUUGACUCCGCCUUCUUGAUCAGCGGACUGGUGAAGAAGAGAGAUGUGCCGGUCGACGUGAAGGUCGUUUCGUCGUCCUCUACAGCGUCCGCCCUAGUCUCGCUAUCUUCUACCGUUAGCAGCAGAUUAGUCAGCUCCUCUGCAGCGUCGUCAUUCCUAACAUCGACAUCUUCAAUACUAUCUUCGACGUCUCCUACAACAUCGACGAAGAUCCCAACGAGUUCACCCGUGACGAGCACUGCCAGCCUCACUUUGAGUAGUUCGAGCACCAUGUCCCGCUCCUCGACCUCAUCAUCUGCGAGUUCAUCUGCAAGCGCAGUAGCCGACAACUCCACCAACAUUGUCAUCACGGACACCACCUUCCAAUUGCAGCUUACGUCAUCUGAUGAUGGUAAUUUGCACAUGUCCCCGAACUUCACCGCUGCGAAUUUCGCCUCAGAUGGAGUUAUUGCCCUUGGUGACUCUGACGGCGAUCUCUUUGUCUACUACCCCGAUAUGAUGUCUGCUUACGGAGCCUCUCGCUUCCGUCUUGCUGGCUGGGGUGAGAUUCCUCAUGGUGCGCGUUUGUUGACCCUCACACCGUUCAAGAGCGGCCAGACUACGGUUCUGAUGGCGGUUGACACGCUUGGCAACUUCUUCUUCCCUGUUUUGUGUGCUUUCGAGACUGCACAGCAGGCAAAGGUCUUCCUCGUAAAGGAUCCUACAGCCGAUCUCAGCUUCAUCGCGGACCCUGCUCUGAGAUUCAUCAUGACUGGUGGUGUUGUCAGUCAGUGCACUUCGCUUGCGCUGACAUCCAAGAGUCUUCAGGCACUGGCGUAG